Syngnathus typhle (broad-nosed pipefish) is the source of this 2574-nucleotide messenger RNA. It is a transcript of the gene wdr1, whose product is annotated as WD repeat domain 1. Gene Ontology annotation, cellular component: cortical actin cytoskeleton. The record is from RefSeq and is a predicted model, not a curated record. The transcript is spliced from 15 exons. Gene Ontology annotation, molecular function: actin filament binding. NCBI's taxonomy places the organism in Eukaryota, Metazoa, Chordata, Actinopteri, Syngnathiformes, Syngnathidae. Bases 145 to 1965 code for a protein of 606 amino acids. Gene Ontology annotation, biological process: positive regulation of actin filament depolymerization; actin filament depolymerization; sarcomere organization.
UGGUAUGUGAGUUUACCAUAUAUGGUCAAAGGCAAGCGACGUGAGGGCGCUACCUGCUUCCGGGUUUGUGGGUUAAGGGAGUGCUCAGCCUGCUGGCUCCACUAAUUCAUUGAUAUUAAGAAAAGCAAGUGAUCAACAGCAACUAUGUCGUACGAACUGAGAAAGGUUUUUGCCAGUCUGCCGCAGAUGGAAAGGGGAGUUGCCAAAGUGAUUAGUGGUGAUCCCAAAGGCAACAAUUUCCUCUAUACCAACGGGAAGUGUGUCAUCAUCCGGAACAUUCAUAACCCAGCCAUAGCAGACAUUUACACAGAACACGCCCAUUCCGUAUCUGUUGCUAAGUACGCCCCCAGUGGAUUCUACAUCGCAUCUGGAGAUGUAUCAGGAAAGAUCCGUAUCUGGGACACCACGCAGAAGGAGCACCUUCUCAAGUACGAAUACACCCCAUUAUCGGGCAAGGUCAAGGACAUCGCAUGGACAGAGGACAGCAAGAGGCUUGCUGUUGUUGGGGACGGACGAGAGAAGUUCGGCUCUGUGUUUCUGUGGGACACUGGUUCCUCAGUAGGAAGCGUUUCUGGCCACUCCAAAUUAAUCAACAGCGUAGACAUUCGUCAGAAACGUCCCUAUCGAAUGAUCACUGGCAGCGAUGAUACCUCUGCUUCUUUUUCCGAGGGCCCUCCCUUCAAAUUCAAGUUCGCAAUACGUGACCACACCCAGUUUGUCAACUGUGUUCGUUUCGCUCCCGAUGGAAGUCACUUUGCCACAGCGAGUGCCGACGGCCAGAUCUUACUCUUUGAUGGAGCUACUGGUGAGCAUGUCAGUGGCCUGGGAGGAGAAAGGGCACAUAAAGGAGGAAUAUAUGCUAUAAGUUGGAGCCCAGACAGCUCCCAGUUGAUUUCUGCCUCGGGGGACAAGACUGUCAAGCUCUGGGAUGUCGGCGCCGGUACGGCGGUCACCACCUUCAACAUGGGCUCUGAGGUAGCGGAUCAGCAGCUGGGCUGUCUGUGGCAGAACGAGCAUCUCCUCAGCAUCUCCCUGACAGGCUACAUUAACUACUUGGACAAGAACAAUCCUAACCGACCUAUACGUACCAUCAAGGGCCACACUAAGUCCAUCCAAUGUGUGACGAUUCACAGAAGUGAUGGACGACCAUACAUCUACACAGGAAGUCAUGAUGGGCACAUCAAUUACUGGGAUGCAGAAACUGGGGAGAAUGAUUGUUUCUCAGGAAAGGGCCACAGCAACCAGGUGAGCAAAAUGGUUGUCAAUGUUGCUGAUGAAGUGGUGACGUGCAGCAUGGAUGACACGGCGCGCUACACCAGCAUCAACAAGAAAGAUUACAGUGCAUCUGAUGUGGUGAAAAUGGAUUCCCAGCCAAAAAGCAUCUCAGCAGCUGCCGGGGGCCUAACACUGGUUGUGUGCAUCGGCCAGGUAGUCUUACAGAAGGACAAGCGAAAUGUCUUCACACUGGAAAACCUUGACUACGAACCCGAAGUUGGAGUUCUCAAUCCAGCAGGGAGCACUGCCGCUGUAGGGGGGACAGAUGGUACAAUUCGUCUGUACUCGGUGCAAGGCAAUACUCUAAAGGAUGAGGGAAAAACCAUUGCGGUUAAAGGCGCCAUUACAGAUAUGGGUUACUCUGAUAAUGGAGCCUAUUUGGCAGUCAUAGAUGACAAAAGGGUGGCCACAGCCUUCAGUGUGGCAGAUGGCUACUCGGUCAAAAAUGAGUUUUAUGGGCACCAUGCAAAACCAGUUAGCUUAGCCUGGGCACCUGAUAAUGAGCACUUUGCCACUGGUGGGAUGGACAUGAUGGUUUAUAUCUGGACAAUUGGCGAUGAAGACAAGCGGGUCAAGCUGCCAGAUUGUCACAAGUUGCACCAUGUCAGCGGCCUGUCUUGGAUCGACGCGAAUACUCUGGUCACCACUUCUCACGAUGCCAGCGUCAAGCAGUGGACUAUUAAAUACUGAGACGGAUGCUGACCAACAUCCACAUCCCCAGGAACAAGGACUACUGUCGAGUUCAAUCACCUCCCCCCCAAUCUAAAUGGUGUCUUUUGCUGUCUGUAAACAUCAGAAUUGAAAAUGGUUAUGGUGUAAACACAAAAAAUAAAUAAAUUAGGCAAAGUAUUUUUUUCUUUUUGCAAAAAAGUGCAACAUCCAGAGAGUCUUUUAGGCAUCUCAUUAAUAAUUGUGUGCACACUGCUCAACAUUCCAUAAAUAAUGUCAGUCGUUGGGCUCAAUGCAUCCUCAAUUAAUGGAUGAACCGAAAGUGUUUUAACACUAAUAGUGUGUUCUUUUGGUUGCUUUCCUGAAAUGAGAAGCCCUCAUGUCGCGUUUUCUUUAAAAGGGGAUGGAGCAGUGAGUGGGUGCAGCUUUUUGCUUUCUUGGCUAAAACUUUGCUUUUCAUAGAUCUACUUGGACUAGGGAGCAAUUAUAGCAACUGAAAACAAUCAUUAAAUUCAUUCAUUCAAGGAUCUUUUGUUAUAUCUUUUGAGUUACACUUGUCUCACUAUUUUCAUGUUUUGUCUAUGCAUUUGUUAAUAAUAUUGCUGGAAAUAAAACAAUUUUGCAUUUUGA